ACAGGCACACUGUAACCAACCACUCCGUGAUGUAGCCCACUCAACCUACAUCAAGGCGAAGAGCGGAGCCAGAAUUUCCUAAUCGCUGUCAAUCCAGUGUAGUCUAUGCUCGUGCGGAGCAGACAGCCCAGGUACAGACAGACAAAACAUAUCAAACAGACACUGAAGCCGAAUGUGGAUUGCUGCUGUACUUUCUGUAUAAAUGACACACAGCGGAUAUAUAAGAUGAACCACCAUGUGACCUCGAUCGUCCUGUGACAUCACGCCGACACUGAGACGGCAGGUGGGUGGAAGGACACACGGAGGGACGCAGAGCAGAGCACAGAGGAGAGUAGAGGAGAGCAGAGGAGAGGCUACAUGCUUAAACAGCGCAGCUUUGCUCUGAGGAGGAUUCAAGCGCUUGUAGAGGAUCUGAAUAACAUUUGGCUUUCUGCUAAUACAGUCAAAUAAUAAAAUACAUUCUUCUUUGUCAUCCUGGUUUGUGUUGCAGUUCACAAAAACACCGGCCUAUUACAACAAAGGGUUCCAAGCACCUUUUCAUUUGUUUACGCAAGAGGAUAAGAGUUGAGCACGUUCUCUCCUUUCUUCUGAAACCAGCCUUGUGAAACCAGCCUAUUCUGGUAAUAGCUCACAUUCUGACAAGUAAGUGAAACGAAACGUGAGCGCAACGGUCAGUCUGCUCGACCAGGCUAUCAAGGACCCAUCAUAACAAUCCAUAACAAAAUGGAGACUCUGUCUCUCUCGCAGGACUCCAUCUUGGAGUGUCAGAUCUGUUUUAACUACUACAGCCCGCGGCGGAGGCCCAAGCUGCUGGACUGCAGACACACGUGCUGCUCCGUGUGCCUGACCCAGAUGAGAUCCAGCCAGAAAGAGAUCCGCUGCCCCUGGUGCCGUGGCGUCACCAAACUCCCAGCUGGCUUUUCCGUCUCCCAGCUCCCCGACGACCCCGACAUCAUCACCGUCAUCGCCAUCCCGCACGCCUCCGAGCACACGCCGGUCUUUAUCCGCCUGCCUAGCAACGGCUGCUACAUGCUGCCCCUGCCUGUCGCCAAGGAGAGGGCACUGUUGCCUGGGGAACUCGGCUGCCGGUUCUUGCCAGGUGGCAGUGGGCAGCAGAAGGUGGAUGUGGCGGUGGUGGCUAUGCCUGAGUUGCAGCCACUGGGUCUGGGGAUGAGUCUCAAUGGCCUGGAGGAGACAGAGAGAAGGGGAGUCGGGGGAGGUGGUGGUGGAGGGGGGAAGGGCUCCACGUGGUCCGGAGUGUGUACAGUGAUCCUGGUAGCCUGCGUCCUGCUCUUUCUCCUGGGAAUCGUGCUCCACAACAUGUCCUGUAUCUCUAAACGCUUUACUGUCAUCUCCUGUGGCUGAAGGGAAGGACCAGAAGGCAUGUCAAUCAACAUGCCCUUCCCACCCCCUACUGUGGCUCCGCCCCUCCUCAGCCAGGACUAUGACGAGAAUAAGGGAUUUUACAAAUAUCAUGGGUGGCCAAUGAAACUGCCGACAGACACACACAGAGAGACAGAGAGAGAGAGAGAGAGAGAGAGAGAGAGAGAGAGA
Messenger RNA from Coregonus clupeaformis (lake whitefish), 1554 nucleotides. RefSeq names its product E3 ubiquitin-protein ligase RNF152-like. NCBI's taxonomy places the organism in Eukaryota, Metazoa, Chordata, Actinopteri, Salmoniformes, Salmonidae. Gene Ontology annotation, molecular function: ubiquitin protein ligase activity. The record is from RefSeq and is a predicted model, not a curated record. The transcript is spliced from 2 exons. Gene Ontology annotation, biological process: negative regulation of TORC1 signaling; positive regulation of autophagy; apoptotic process. Gene Ontology annotation, cellular component: lysosome. The coding region runs from base 724 to 1365 and encodes 213 amino acids.